Messenger RNA from Fomitiporia mediterranea MF3/22, 672 nucleotides. RefSeq lists its product as uncharacterized. The record is from RefSeq and is a predicted model, not a curated record. NCBI's taxonomy places the organism in Eukaryota, Fungi, Basidiomycota, Agaricomycetes, Hymenochaetales, Hymenochaetaceae. Bases 1 to 672 code for a protein of 223 amino acids. The transcript is spliced from 4 exons.
AUGGCCAACCCUGGGGAGAGAGAUAUUUGUGCUCGCCUUUGCACGGUCACUGCAAGUCUCCUCGGCGCUGGGCCGAUGCCUGCGUUGGUGGACGGAGGUUUCCGAGUUUCGUUCUCGGAGUCCGCAUGGGUAUAUCGCAAACAUUCUGCCCCUUAUCUUUUCUACAGUCCAGGAGGCCGUCGAAUGACCACGAGCAGGGACAAUGGCACCGACCCGGGAGAAGCACGAGCGUACAAGCUGGAAAGUAGCGGUCCUCUCGCUCUUGCCCUUGCGGCUCGUGCAGAGUUUCCGAAUUUCGAAAGCAAGGAUCUGAGGGGCCAAACCUUCUUCCAGCAUGCUGACGAAAGGAGUGAAUUUCUAUGGGAUUCUUCGACAAAUCCAUUCGGGCUUGGGCAACGAAACCAAUCGACAACAAUGCCGUGGUGGCUGCUAUGCGUGGUUACCCUCACAAUUUGCAAAUGGAUUCAUUUUCAGAACGUUGCUUUGGAUGCUCUUCUUUCCUCGUUCGGUGGCUUUAUGAAUCAUCCUGUCUUCCUGUGUCCCACAGGUAGAAUUCCAGCUCCCGGAUUGCGGCGGGCGGAUUCAAAGGAGCUCGAAUCGCCACUCUGCCUGUGCGGAGUCUCGGAAGUAACGGUAAAUCCCGAGAAUGCUCGGGGGCCCUGUCUGUCUUAA